AUGCUUCCCUCCAGAGAAAUGUAUAUUUUAAUAACGGACGAUUUUGAUAUGUACGCAAGAGUGAACAUUCACAUGGGGCUCUACAAAAAUUGUCUUCUAAGUAUGUACGCCAUUGGCAUAGACGUUCAGCAUGCGUCAUGCAAAUACAGCAAAAAUGGUAUUAAUUACUCGAACCAAUCUUAA
Molecule: messenger RNA, 183 nt
Organism: Plasmodium inui San Antonio 1
Lineage: Eukaryota; Apicomplexa; Aconoidasida; Haemosporida; Plasmodiidae
Exons: 1
Coding region: 1-183 (60 amino acids)
Source: RefSeq, a predicted model, not a curated record